UUAAUUGUGAGAGAAAUAAAUAAAAUUGAAAACAGAAAUCACAAAAAUUCUCUUCUUCCCGUUUCGAUCACUUUCAUUCUCAUUUCAUUUUUCUCUUUGUCUUUUCGAAUCAAUAAAAAAAAAAAAAAAAACCGGAAACACUCUCUCACAGACUCUUUUUCUCUCCAUUUCUCUCAAACCCUAACUCGUACCAAAAUUUCUCAUCUGUCUCUCUCUAACUUUCUGUAUCCCCUUUUAAUUGGUAAUGAGGUUAUGGUUCGGUUCUUAUUGUUGUUAGGUUAACAUGCGACUACGUAUAAGCUGCUGCCGGUUGAUCACAUAAAAUCGACUGCUCAUUUCAUUAUUUAGGGUUUUGUUUUAGAUUGUCACAUGGCAGAAGCUUCAAAAGGCCGAGUCACUAUUACUCUCGGUCGUACUGGUCAGGUGGUAAAGAGAGCUGCAGUUGUAUCAGAUGUUCAGUACGGUGCUGGAAGCAAGCGUUCUGUUAGAGAUAGAUUAGGAACUAAUUUCGAUAGUUCUUCAUCGCGUGGUGGAGCCCAACCUAACAAUAAACGGCAAAGAGGAGAAAGUUAUCUGACAAGUUUGAGUUCUAACGGUGUUGAUGGUGAUGUUCGCAUUGAUAAGGAUGACUUGCGAUUGAAACUCAUGCAAAAAAAUGCAUCUAGAAGAGCUCCGAGCAAUUACGAGCAGAGCACAAUGGACCUCCGAGAAAAGUUGUCUAGGACAGUGCACCCUCCAGGCCCAUCACUUCGAAUUGUUGAUACACGGCAGCAUAUGCCUGCUCCAAAGGAGGCUAGUAUCUUGGGUCGAAUUCCUUCUACAAGAAGUGCAGACGAUUUGCCAAGGAUGGAUUCAUCAAGAAAUUCUUAUUCCCCUUGGACUUUGGAUCAUAUAAGAAGGAGAUCUCCUGAUAGAAUUAUAGGCAGUUCUAGGGCCUUAUCCCCUCCCAGAAAUGUAGAAGAAAUUCAAAGAAGGCCAUUAAGCAGGACACUCGAUGAUGCAAGGGCAGUUUCGUACAUGAGCAAGGAUGUUCUGGAUGGUCGAAGGCCUGUGGGUAGUUCCACCACAGCUUUCAUGGCAAAACCUGUUCUGCCUACAGUAUCCACAAAGCCUGCAGCACCUAUCUUGGGUCAAAUUCCUCCUCCAUGUGGUAUUCUACAGAAGGCCUCAUAUGCGGUUGAAGAACCACAGACUGUUGAAAGCUUGUUGCAUUCACUGGGACUGGGGAAGUAUGCCAUUCUUUUUAAGGCAGAGGAAGUGGAUAUGACUGCAUUAAAGCAGAUGAGGGAAAGUGACCUUAAAGAGCUGGGAAUACCUAUGGGGCCAAGAAAAAAAAUUCUUCUUGCUCUCUUGCCUCGUACCAAAAGGCAACCUUGAUGAUUGCUCUUCAAAGCAAAAGCGGUGUUUAGGUCAAAUUCUGUGAUGGGUGUCCCAUACGCUAAUCUUUUCCAUGAACAACCACCGUAUCUUUAUCAUCAAGAGUGGAUAUAAAGUGUGCCGUGAAUCAAUUGUCAAAUUUUUGCAUCACUCAAUUGGUUAAUAUUUUGACAGAUUGUGGCUAAAAAUUCUUGACGCACAUAUCGUUAGAUUGCUUUUGUUGUAUUAUUCUUUUUUUAAUGAUUGCCAACUAUUUUGAUAGAACUUACUCAUGGUAACCUGUAGCAAAUGUAAAGAAUUAACCUGGAUAUCGAUGUUACAUGUUAUGUAGCAUUUCCUGCUGAUGUAACAGGAAGGGGCUUUAUGAACAUGCUUAGUUUGAGAUGGUGUUAAAAGUAAUAGGAGAUUUAGGUUA
Ricinus communis (castor bean) is the source of this 1792-nucleotide messenger RNA. RefSeq lists its product as uncharacterized. The record is from RefSeq and is a predicted model, not a curated record. The transcript has 7 exons. Lineage: Eukaryota; Viridiplantae; Streptophyta; Magnoliopsida; Malpighiales; Euphorbiaceae. The coding region runs from base 370 to 1377 and encodes 335 amino acids. Gene Ontology annotation, molecular function: protein binding; ATP binding.